GAAUUUACCUGAAACUGUUCAGACUGAUUAGAGCACCGUCAGGUAAACUGAAAACGGCAGGUAAGUAGUCUUGGCUUGAUGACUAAGGAAUAGUACUGUAUUUCUAUUUUGAGGCCCACUUUAUCUUUCAUUACGAAUACGAGUUAUAGAAUAUGUUACCGCGGUGAUGUUUCUCAGGGGUACCCAACGACGAUAUAGUUCAAAACCACUUAACACAGCAUUGUUGAACGUAUUUUAGUAUUUAAACGGUAGAUAUAGGCAUAUUUUUAUCCCCUAAAAACUUUUCAUCUGUUCGGAUUUCCUAGCUCAAAGUCCAGUGAUCCGAAAAUUAUAGGGAUCAAAACUUACCUUUUCGAAAAUUUCAGCUAGGAAAAGGGUCCCGAAAAUUCUAGGUGGCCCUUUUUAGGGAAAAAUACGUUAAAAAUGGGUAAUUAUACCAUUUUGUAAAUGUUCGAAAAUCCUAGGAGAGGCAGGAGAGCAAGAAAUUUUACAACAAAUGUUCCGAAAAUUCUAGAUCUCAAACGGUCUUCCGAACAGAUAUUUUCCCGAAAAUUUCCGUUGGGUGCCCCUGGUUUCUGCGAGAAUCGACUUAAAGUGGUUGUACGAUGAGUCCAAACUUGUGCGCUUCUCACUUUUCUGGGGCGUUACGCGUUGUUUGGCUCUUAAUUAUUUGCGGGAGUUUGAUUUUGUGCCAUCGGCGAGUUGCAUAAGGCGAGAAAUUUAGCUGGAACUGUUAUCGUGCUUGCGGCCUUAAUCCGGUCAAUUACAAAGUGCUAAGAAAAGUCAAGAUAAUGAGAGUCCGUCUGUGGGGGAGGGAAUUGAUAUUACAUGCUUGAAGGUCUUCGUAAAAAUAAUCCCAGUAAAAAAACUCUUACUAUUCCACGUAAACUUUGAGAUGUUCUUUUCCAUUACUGUGCGGUCAAUGUUGUUCUAAGCAUUUAUAGUCUCAUUCUCAAGUCUCUGAAGAUUUUGGAUCCGAAAUCGGAGGUGAAUACUUUGUAUCUAAUUACCUUUGAUUCUGCUAUUGUUUGUAGGGUGCACAAUUCUUCCAACGAAUAAUGACACGUUCCUCCUUCGAUCAUAAGAGUUUUCGGUAAAACCAAAAUGAAAGUGUCACGUUCAUAAAUGUAGGUUGCUUUAAAAAUAUUGAUGGCGAGCGGGUAGCAAAGACGUCACUAUUAAAAAGAACUCACUUUUUUUCAAACUUUUCUGCUUUCGUUCCAACUUGCUCAAAACGGCAAAUGAAUAAGUGAAUUUCACUGGAGUUGAAUCCUUGGGACCGCACCCAAGUUUAAUCAUCGUGUGUUUUUUUUUUCACCCCAAACAACGUCUUGAAAAAAGAUUUCAUGUCGCGCUCGUGCACGGAAAAGAAAUGCACCAAAAAGCGUGCUACACACAUGCAAAAUUUUUUGCUUUUUGACGUUGUUCUCGUUGCUAUCGCCGUCGUCGUUGCCAAAGCCACUCAGUGUUAUCGAUGUGUGUAAACUGAGUGGGAAUCCGAAUGCGUUUUUAGUAUGAACGCUUACGAAAUGACCUGAAUACUCCUAAGAAAAUAAGUCCGGAAUCCUGAAUCCGAAAUAUUUAUGAAUCCUCUAGUGUAACCGUAGCACCUACGCGAACAAUCUGGUGGUAUCUCAGACUUUUAUUUGCAAAUGUGACGAUAGGUGUUGCCCUGCUAAGCACAAAUCGGGGAAAUAAGUGUCAAGGUCAUUCCAGCGACUUCGGCGUGUGAACAACAAGGGGGAAAACUAACUCUGCAACUCGCUUGGCUAGUGGGAAAGGAACUCGUCGCUAUUUCACGGUACCAGGAUCUGCUACAACUGGAAAACGGGACAGCACUCAAACUUGGACUUAACAGUUUAAUCUUCAGCUCGAUCGUGGACGUAAAUCAUAGAGCCAUGUGCAUGCAAAAUGUAACUAAAUCGAAAAACAGGCAUAACAGUGCUCUAUUUAUACUAACUGAUCAACCCAAAUGGAAGGAGGGCUGAAUAAAAUCAGCUGUACACCGAAAACAAAUCUGGAUAAAUUCAGCUUUAAAGUUCAUAUGCUUAACUAAAUGACUCAAAAUUAAAUGUCAGUCAAGGAAAUGUGUUUUAGAAUUUAUAAAGAAAGCUGUGUAAACAAAUUAGAAUUUCCUUUGCUCUGGAUUCCUCAAAAUGUCAAAACUGUAAACUGCAAACUGUUGGUAUUUGAACAGGAGAAAGGACAAGUUCUUCAGUGACGAAGCUGAAUAAUUAUUUCUAGAAAAUGCAAUUUCGAGGGUACAUAUAAUAUGCUUACAGAAAUUUCCUAAGGUACUGUUUCAAUUGUAUAGGUAAGAGUAAACGUUCCUUGUUAACGUGUUUGUACAGGCUUAAAUCGGAAAAACUUCAUUCGAAACGUUGAAAUCCUAUUUUUAUAAUUUUGUAGUCCACGUGCCAUGAAAUAAAUUUUAAAACCCAAUAAAAUCUACAUUUAACACAAAUCAGUUGUGAUUCUUUUACCGUUCUGAUUUGCCACAUUACUUUUAACCGACGGAUCACCCAACGUUGAUGUAAUCGUGCCCUCUUCGUCUAGUGCGAGGAGAGGCCGAAGUGAAAUCAACGCGUUUACGCUUUAAAACAUCCAGCCUUGUGAGCUAUUUGCGCUUUUUUCGCCGUUUCUCUAAUAUCAAGUGUGUAACUAGGCUUAUAGCACCGAAUAGUUAAUAGGCUUUUGACCAUUUAUUAGUUAAUAGGUUUUGUUAAUUAUAUUGUUAAGAGUCCCCAAUUAGUAAAGGGAUAUUACCCUCGGCUACUGAGCUACUAAGACAUGUUAAUAAGGUUUUGAUGAUGAUGAUAUAUAUACCAUUGAAGAUUUGGUCCACCAAUAAAUCACUUCUCUUUUUUGGGAGCAGACAUUCGGGUGUAAAAGGAAAAAACUAACAGUCCGUUGUUAAAUGAAUUGCGCCGAACUAUGCUUUUAAGAUAAUUAACUUUAAUCUGUCUUAUCCUUCAUUCUAUUGUUUUCUUUAAAUCUCAUUAUUUUAUUAUUUUUUUUGACCCUCGUAUGCACGUGCGCACCGUGCGUACAUGUAGCUACGUGCCUGCCACAGUAAGAUAUUCACUGUAUUCUUUUUCAGGUAUUUUUCAGUAUGGCUGUUCUCUGGCUAUGGACCAUUGCCACUUUGUUUUAUAUUCUUCAGAGAAGUAUAAUUUUUUUCAUUUUUCGAAACUUAAUGUAGAAUUUUGAAUUGCAAUGUAAUUAAAACGGAUUUUAUCCUUUCCCCCUCCAAAAAAUAUACCCCAACAAGAAACACUAUGAUCGUCUGGGGCUUGCUCUUUUUGCUGAGAAUGGUUUUCAACAAAUAAAUCAACCGACGCAAAUUUCGUUUUGGAUAAACUUUGACUUAAAUAAUCGUUUUGAAUCAAUAUCAAUUACAGACCAAUGAAACGAAUCCCUACCCCCUACCCAGCAAAGGUGAGGGCAAAAAUUCGCACAUACUAGUCAAAGGUAAAUACGGCUAGGACUAGGGUGGGUGAGAGUGUGUACUUAAAAGAAAAGAAGGCGACGAUUACUUUCUUCUGUCAAUCGGUUAUGUAGAGUACGUCCAAAAUCACGAUGGCUAGGUACAUCGCCUAGAGGGUUCCUGGAAUGUUCAAUAUGAUGCAACCACCACAGAAAUACCCAUAUAAUAGCUGUGGUCACUCUACAGACUUUUUACCUGGGAAUCUUGAUUUUUUUAAAGGGAUACUCUAUACCUAAAACGGCAAUUUUACGAAAAGAUAGCUUAUGGCCUUAUUACAAGAUUUUGAUAAAAUAAAAUGUCCAGUUCUUCUGACCGAUUUUUUCCUAGGUAACUUACCUCGGGGUAUUUUAUCGUUUGGGUCUUGGAUCUCGAGAACAAUACAGUUUCCCUUGACAUUCCCCGCCACAAAACGUUUAGAAAAAGUUAACUUAGAAUGCACCGAACCAGAUUUUUUUCUUCAAAGAUGCAAAAAUUUUUAAGAAUUCUUAGAAUUUAUUACUGUUCGAAUCUUCCUUUUAAUGCAAUUAUUUUAUUCUAUUGUUAUUUGUUAAGUUAUAUCCAUAUCUUUAAUCUCUCUCCUUUUUUUACAGGACCUGCUUUGAUAGCAGUUUUUUCUUAAAACUUAUGCAGCAAUCCUGUAUAAAUAUGCUUAAACUAUUAUUAUUAUUAUUGGCAGCUAUUAAACCCAAAGCGAUAGCUAAGGAAAAAUGAAAUACCGAGGUUGCUAGCCAAUAGACGCUCAUCGGCGAAAGUCUUGAUGACAGAACCGGACAUAGCUCACGCUGUGAAAGAAAUUUUGGGGGCGCGAGUCGUCUACGUCUUCGUCUUUUUGCACCUUGCACUUUGAAUUAGCGUAAUAAAUAACAGCGAGAUAAAAAGAAAAAACGUCUCUUUGAUUGGCUAGAUCCCUGAGCAUCUUGCUGUCUUGAAUUUAUGCGCCAAAAAAUUUUGAGUGAAAACCUUGGCAGCCGAUAUCGGUAGUGUGACCUUCCUAGGUAAAACAAAACCCGAGAUGAAUUUACCUCAUUAGAUUUUUGAUGAAUUUGCCCUAGGUUAAUUGGUUGUACCUAGGUACAUUCUGUAGUGUGACCAAAGCUAGUAGCUUGCUUGGGUUUAAAUAUUAACCGAGCCGCACAGCAUAAAGUUUUUAUUAUUUGGACAAUAAUGUCUUUUUCACCACUUUUAACUACUCCUGCAAGUAUUAUUUAAGCAAUGAAUUAAUAUCAUUAAAAACUUUCGUAAAACAUGGAAGCCUGUGCAGAUCAGUUCCCAGUGUUUUCCGAGUGAAUAGUCACCCAAUGUGGGGCUGCUGGCCGAUCUUUUCCAAGUUAAAGUUAACGUAAUUCUGUCUUCGAUUCCGUUCCGAUCAUAAUUACUUUAUUAUGCAUAAUUUUCCAUUGUUCAUGUCUUUACAUUUGCUAUUGUUAUGCAGCAAAUGUUAAAUGUUUUCCCAAAAAUUGAUCGUUUCCGUUUUCUCUUUUGUAAACAGACGUUGGUGUAAUGGGAGUUCCACCUAAGGUGACUUCACUUUUUAUCAAAUUUAUGAAUAGCAAUAAACGUUCAUGAGUUAUUAGGUCUUGUUAAACGGUUCCACAAAUAAGCGUCAAAGAUGUUUGAAAUGACAAAUAACCGGAAGCAGAUCCGACAACUACACCUACGAUUUUGUGAAAUGUUUAAUGAAAAUAAAGUACAGACAAAUGGUACUACGUGUAAAGUGUUUAGUUAAAUUGUUUCCUCUUUUUCUCAUGUAGCUUUAAGUUUUAGUUUGUGAUUUUUGCAUGCGAGUUUGAUAGACAAUGUUUUUUCUUCUGAAAACUGCUGUACGUUCAUGCAAACAUAGAUAAUUAACAAUAAAGUGUUUAAAUACUCAUUCUAUGUUUUUGGUUUAUCAAUAGAAUCUCCAUCACCAUAUGACCAAAGAUGAGAUUGAACAUUUUUUCGGUGUAGAGGAUCAUAACAAAGGUGAUUAUGAUGGUCGGUUGAAGAGAACUAGUUUGUUUUAAGCACUUUAAUAAUCACAUUUUUUUGGCGAGCCAAAAAGCAACAAUCAUGAAGUACGAUUAGCUGACUUACCGAGGUUUUUUUAAAUAUUUUUUAUGAAAUAACAAGUUCGGUUAUUCUACUUAUCACGCAGUGAUCACGAGGAGAUAUUUACCUCUCCUAGAUUUCGACACAAAAGUGUCAUCACUCACUUUCACCACUUAACUGGCGUACAAUCACCUCACGGAUAUCUGAGCGUGUUCAGGGCCAUCCAAGUAAUCGUGCCAUUUCCUUCAGUUAAACCAUCCUUUCUUGGUUAAACAUGUAUACAUAUGUAAACUGCCAAAACUAAAUGCACCAAAGCCAGAUACGAAAACCCUAAAAACCAGCAAGUGGAAAAAAAGGGGGACUAAAAAGAAAAAAUAACAGGUUACUGCAGAAAAGGAACUAACUAUAGGCAAAAGUUACCAUCACAUGACGAGAUAAAAAUUAAACGAAGACUAAAUGUACAACUCAGACCUUCACCUUUAAGUUUCACGUGCAGUAUUAGCUUGGAAGAAAAGACUACAGUUUACUCAAUUUUUCUUUUCUUUAAACAAUUGCUUUUUUUCCCUUUUUUCCCUUUUCGUACAAGUUCCUGAAUAUGAUGUCGCCAGUCCUUACCUGUCCAAUAAUCAGGGAGACUUCGUGUCUUAUUCCCUACAUCCGAGCCCGGUCAGGAGUAAACGAGACGCUGAUCAUUAUGCCGAGAAUUCCUAUUAUAAGUUGGAUACAUUUGGCAAAAAACUUCAUUUGAGAUUAAGACGAAACGAACAUUUGUUGGCUCCAGAUCUGAAGCUAGUGAGACAAAACGGUGACGGCACAACAACUUCGCAUCCAGCACCGCCAAACACUUUUUAUCUGGGACAUGUUGUUACAGAUCCAGGCUCUACAGUCGCACUUAGCAACGAUGGAGGUCUGGUGAGUAAAACCUCUUCAUCUCUUAAGAGGUCUGACUCUUAACCAGUCGUCUUUUAUUUGUCUUUGUUAUUAAUCACUGGAGCGCAAAAUAUUUUACGACGUGAGGAGGAGUUGCUGCGGUUCUGCUAGUGUUCGUUAACUACGAAUGUCGCAGCCGUGUAUGGAUCAUAAAAGACGACCGGUGGAGUCAGUGCCAAGACAUUAAAAGUAACUGUUAGAAAAAUAUCAGUUAAAUUUCAACAAACUUUUAAAUUGUCAGACUGGAUUAGUGAAAACGUCACGCGAUACAUUUCUUCUGCAUCCCCUUCCUGCACAUUUGGCUAAACACGUGACGAGCAGUAGAGAUGCCACGCCCCAUCUUGUGUAUCGAAGAUCUUUCUUUGAAGACAGCGUUGCCUCGUGUAAAACAGGUAAAUUUAAGAAAUUAUUUUUAUUUUUGUCUUCUCUCCUUUUGUUCAAAUGUUUUAUUUUUUCAGCUAAUGUUAGUUUGUGUUCGCAUUUUCGGUACAAAACACAGUGACUCCAAAUGACAGCAUAAGUUUAUUGCAAAUAUUUAGAUAGGAACGAAACGAGUUGUUUCGUCGAUAAAAGCCCUUGCAAUGAAGAUAGGUUAUUAACCGUAGAAUUGUGUCACAAUGCUUUAGCAGUUUCAUCUACCUUUAGGUCCAUUAUCUUAGCUAAUGACUUGCGAUAAUCGAGAGAUAAAAUUACUGCUAUUCAUUUAUCAUAUAAUGGAUGGGUGCAGUUUAAUCGUAGCUAAAACAGCCAACAGUCUUAUUGCUUAUUUCACAGAUGAAGCGGAUAUUCGUUCAAAGAGAUCCAUGGAAACUAAAGACUCUCCGUCUGUGACAGCAAGUACUCCGGUAUUCAAGACUUUGAAAGCAGCGUUACUGUACCCUAAACCUCUAAGACUGAAAUACUCUGACGGGUCCUUAAACAAUACGCUGGGAAGUGUUGAAAACUACCUUUUGGUUGUUGCUAAUAUGGUAUGUAUUGUUUUCCUUUCCCCUUUAGUAGCUUUUUGCAAAAUCAAUCAACUGAUCGUUUGUUGUUUACAAUACAAUAAUGAAAAUAAUAAAACUAAAUUCAAAGUCCAUUAAAUGGGAGUGUUUUAAAUUUUCUUGAAAGAGAAAACAAGUUAGAGCAUUUUUUUUUUUAUCAGUCCCCUGGAUACCGGACACAGGGUCCACAGGAGUUUCGUGUGAAUAAAUGAAUUACUUCCUUUCGCUCUUGCUUAAUUCGUCAAGUGUUGGCAAAUGUUUUUGAAUUGAAUUCUAAAGGACUGUAUCAAAGUUCAGGAAAGAAAAGGAAAGUAGUUGUCUUACCCCAAUGGGAUCUUUAUGAAUCUACUGUAAACGAUUUCUUCGCUUCUUAUCUGACCCAGAUCGACUUUCGCCAUUUUGAAAAUCAAUAACCGCAAGCCAUAUCCUCGCUGGCGCACGGCACGUCGCCCGAAGGGCGAACGAGGUACGAAGUGCCGAGUAAAAAAAUGGACAAGGGAGGAAACAAAUUUGGGGCCGAUUUUCGAAUCCCUCAGACUCAAAUGGUAUUGAAUGAAAUGGCCUGAUUUUACUAACCUGAUCGAGAAUUCUUACCUAUUUGCCAAAUACUGUCGGAAAACGGCAUAAAAAAGCGUUCAAAUUCAUUUUCGGCGACCGAAAUUUACGGCUUCGAGAUAGCACUUUCGUUCGCUGUGCACCACAACAGAUGAUGAUGGAAAUGACGUAGUAAAGUAAAUGUGCUCAAGAUCGGAGCAGUAAAAGGGGAUGGUAAACCUACACGACUUUUACCUCAUGCCAAAAUGCUGUCGUUACAAUAAAGUUUUUUUCCUCUGCUUGGUAGAUUAUGCUCUGGAGGGUUCUACAUUUUCACUGAGCAAAUGUGAUUUUAGCCGCAUGUUUCACACUGGGAGGUCAUGACUCACAUAUCGAUUUACUGUGGUUAUUGUUUCUGGUCGGCAGGAUUUUCCCUCUGAUGCAAGCGCAUUUUCCUUGACCUGUUUUGAAGCGUGAAGCUUUUUACUACUGCUGAAGAAGAGUUCCAAUUUUCUCCAAAGUGCCUUCUGGAUCUGAAUAACUAAGCGAUUUUCUUUAGUCCGUGAAGUAAUGUUUUUCUGCAAUGCUGUAUCACACUGGGCCCAGCUCGUUAAUUUUGUUUGGAGAAUGUUAAAUUAUUACGGAUAGUGAUUUACAGGUCGUGUGUACUCUUCCAAUAAAACUAGACACUGAGUAGAACGGACGUACAAGGCAACUGUAAUAUCAUCGCGACUGCGCCAUUCUUCGGUGGUCCCAACAGUGUUACCUCUUGCGUCCUCGGCUGUGCUUUUGCGACUACUGGGAAGCCUUUGCACAAGCGAAACCUGCUUAAGACAUCGAAGACUUUUGACAUGUACAACAAAUGUUCAAUCUUGAAAAAUCGUCUCUUCAAUUAAAACUUCGCAUAGAUCUCUGAGAUCUUUGAUUCUCGAAUCAGCAGCGGUCUGUUGCUUUUGCGUUUCCGGUCUCAUUCACUUACGUCACCGAGUGAUGCGGUUCACAGCGAACGAAGUCACGUGGUACAAGUUUCCUCCCAAGUUUACGGUUACGGUUACGGUCAGUGCUUCAGUUCUUCUUCUUCUGGUCAUUUUUGCAAAUUAAAAAAUUUGAUAAUUAUGCAGAUUUUAUUUAAGAAAUAAGCUGAAUACCUCUAAGUACUCUUAGCUAAAAGAGAUUUUUUUCUUCACAAAAUAAGAACUUAUUUAAGAACCUAAUACCCUAAAUUUGUGCUUAUUACCGUAUAUAUUUAUGUGAGACGCCUUUUAUGGUAAGUUGGAAAAAUGCAGUUUCUUACCUGCGGGUUUAACUGUAUUCGAUUAUUAUUUUGUUAAGAAUAAACUUUUUACAGUAUGACUGCAGUAAAAACAAUGAUUGUUUUUAGGUGGCUGGCAUGUUUCAAGACCCCUCGAUUGGAGAGAUAAAAAUUACCUAUGUGAUCACCAACGUUACCGAGAUAGAUCCCGCGCAGGUACUAAGAAUAUAAUUGAGCUGGCAGAGGAGGUGUAGUCAUCGGUCAGUCAAGAUAUUAGAGUCACUUCGGUACUGUGUAAUAUAUCUCGACAUUGCAUGUGAUUUGGGUGAUACCUUAACUUUUACCUAAGUUUCCUCUUAAAUUUUAGCACUUUUUAAUUGACAAAUUUAUUAAUAUUGAGCAAUGUAUACAUUUUGAAACGUAAACCAUUUAUAAUAAAUUUUGAGGAAUUUACUUAAAAGUCAGUAACUUUGGACAAUAAUGAAGAGUUUGUGGGACAUAAGACUGACUAUCAUGUAGUUUCAUUCAAAGGGUUUGAAUGUAACAAGAUAUCAAAACUGCAACUUGUGAUUUCAAGUUAAUUUGGUGAUGACGAAAUUAACGCCACACUUGGUAGAUUCUGGUGCUGUUGAAUUUUUCAAUUUUCAGAAGAACUGUCUCCAGAUACCGUUACCAAUGAACACUGUUAAACGACCUCCAUUAUUUUAAAAUCUUUAUUGCAGUAUAAGUUCAAAUUGAGUGAUUCUUCGAUACCGAAGCUGAUGAGUUUAGCGGCCAAAAUUAAAGAAGACAAUAAAGCAUCCAGAGUACCCUACGAUGUCUUUAGUUACGUGUCAAAGUAAGAAUUCUGACGGUUUGUUGAUUUAUGCAAGUUUAUUUGUAUUGGAUUAUUAACAUUUAUAUCUAAUUACAUUUAAACGUUUCUUUACUUUCAGUCAUAUUGAGGGUAUAGGUAAGUCGUAGUAAUUUUUUUAGUUUUCUGAGGGUCGCCGAAACUCUCUCGUGAUGUUAUAUUCUCUAUGCCCUUGAAUUACCGCUAGUUUCAGUUAACGUUAAGGCAAAAUAUUUUCUUUGGAAAUAAAACAAAGCUGUUGAGACUUUCAUCUCAUUGAGGGGCAUAUUGUCAAUAAAGGACAAUGAUGAUUGGUAUUUUAUGAAAAUACUGUCAGAAAACUUGCUCUCAUUUCUUGGAAGACAGUUUUUACAAUACAACACUAUAGUUUUUGAUCUGGUCAGCAUGUUUGAUACAUUCUCUUUUAGAUGUACAUACAAACAGUCAUGCCUGCUUUUUCAUUUUUUUUGCUUCUUGUCAAUAUCAAGUAUGACUAACGUGGACAAAAGAUUGUAAGAGUCAGCAACGCGACUCUCCAAUAAGUAUUGAGGUUGGGAAAUGCGGGUACGGUUGCCAUAAUAGACGUUUAUACGCUCGGAAGAAACCUGUCUUAGUGGAAAGAGUCGCAACACGUUUUUGUAUACGAGCUGGCAGCCGAACCUUGUGAAAGCGAUCAGUUUUUGCCGACCAUUUAAUUCCAUUUAGGUCGCGCCAUUUAUAAUCGGAUCUGUACAGGGCCUACUGGAAAUCUAAAUCAUGACAAGGGUCUUCAAACGGCACUCCACAUUGCCCAUGAAACAGGACACAAGUAAGUAAAUCUGCCCAUUUGAGACCCAUCACUUGGAGAGGUAUCCAUCUCUCACGCGAUCUAGGCUAGAGCAUGCAAUCGGCUGAACACAGUUUUGCGGGCGGUCAGCGGUAACUCGCGUGACCGCGCGUGUUUUUAAUUAGACAAACAAACAUGACGGCGAAAAAGCAAUGAUACACAGAAGACGAUUUCUCAAAAUCUACUCAUUAAAAUUUUGUGAUAUUUGGCAGAAUUUUUACUUUUAUCGUAUUUUAGAUAAUGAAAACUUUAAAAUGGAAGUUGAACAGACGAAUUUCGUGACAAAUUUAAUUAUUACAGUACAAUUAUAUUAUUGAUUAUCUAAAAGUCCGUCUGUUAAAAUUUGAUCAAAUAAGUUUCAAAUGGUAAUGAUUAGUUACAGUAAGCUGUCUACAAGUUUAUAGGAAAAUCUAAUGAGCGAAUUUUAUGUAAACUGAACAAAAGUGAAAUUUUAAGGUUGUAUUCAAUCGUUCAUGUUGCCAUGGAAACUACGAAAACGUCAAAUUUUACCUGUCAAUCACAAUCUUUUAUUAGUAUAUUUUUCACCUGCCAAGUUUCAGCUUGUGAGCUGCAACCUUUCUCUUGCCAUGAUUUGGCAAAUGACAUACACUCACAAACUGCCAAAACUGUGUUCAGCCACCUUAAUUGGUUAAAGAUUCUUGAGGGUAAGAAGAUGUAUUGUCAGAUGUCGGAGUAGCUUUAUUACCUUCAAUGCCCUCAGGGCUUAAAUAGUUUACUUAGUAUAGUUUUACAAUUUUUCGAAUUACUUUUUAUUACAUUUCUAUAUUUCUAUUUUUUUAACAAAUCACAAUAUUAUUUUUGCAUUCAUAUAGCGUUUUCUAGACUUUCUAGUAGUAGGUUCUUGUAUAUUUCUAUAAAGUUAUAUUUUUUAAGCAAUUAUAUUCAUUUGCAAAUAAUCACCUAAUUCAACUUCCAGUUACAAUGUGAUUAUUAAUAAACUAUCUAUUUAUCUAUCUAUCUAUUGGAUUGUAUGGAAGUCUGUUGAGCGAAGAAGGAAUGAUCUGUGUUAUUUAGGCCCCGUUGCUAUGGAGAAAUCUUUCCUCUAGUAGAAGGGUCACCCUCCCAACAGAGUUAGUUUACGCGAGCUUUUAUAUUAGUUAAAAAAAGAUAAAAGUUGGUUCACCCUGGGUAGCUAGGGCAGGCGAGUGACCCACUUCUUCCCCUACCUUCUCCAUAUAAAUGGGGCCUUAGCAGCCGCGCCCCUGGACUUUCCCAUGAUAUAAAUAAUAUUCCCAGGAUAUAAAUAAAGUUUAUUAUUAUUAUUAUUAUGGUCAGUUACCGACAGUUCAACCUACUGAAACUGUGAUCUAGCGUCACUUCGUGUCUAUAUAAGAUCCAUUUUUUAUAUACCAGAUAACCGUAACCUAAAGUUAAAAGCGGUUAAAUUAUGAAAUUUCUGGUGUCCACGCACUUACUGAUUAUUUACCCAUUGACUCGUAGGCUGUGUAGGUCAGGGUAACAAAGAACUGCCGUGAGAUUCAAAUGUUAAUUAUAUAAAAUUCACUAUCAUUAUUUUAUGUUUUGUGUAAUUAACCACCUUUUAUAUAUUUCAUGUUAUAUUUUCGUGGAGUCGUGUAUAUAGAGCCACUCAAACUUCCAUUUGCUAGACUGAGCACCUCUACCUUUGAUAAAUUAUUGUUAAUAAUGACAUGUUUUUUAAAUCAGCUUGGGGCUUGGUCAUGAUGGUGGUUACUGUGGAGGACGCAUAAUGAGCGGUACUAUUCCUGGAGGAGAACACGCAUCAGAGUGGUCCGAAUGCUCUAGGAAGGUUAUUCAACCAUUCCUCUCUAACAGGCAUGUUUAGCAACUAUAACUUGUCUCGUUUACUUCAAUAUUUCAUUGAUACCUCAAUAGACAUCAAUAUAUGUGUCAGUAUGGUAGAGCACGUCCAUCUUCUAUACAUCCAUCCGCGCACCCAGUUACAACACCCACCCAGCCAGUUUUUAAUCACGUGCCCAUCUCUCAACCUAGCCACUCUCCAAUCAACUCAUCCCCUUAUCAAUCCGUUAUAGAGUUUGCUCAAUUUUCUCUCUAUCAGUCAGCCAAGUUACCCGACUCUGUUUUUUACCUUUGAUUCAUACUAAAACUACAUAUUAUUUCCUCAGCAAAAGGUCACAUUGUCUCGAUGAUGGACCCACUGUGGAUGGUCCCUCCCUUCCUCUUGAGUUUCGCGAUAAACUUCCUGGUCAAAUAGUUGAUGGUAAUAGACAGUGUGAAGCACAUUAUGGGAAAGGCUGGAAAAGAUUUGAAACGGUACAACUGACUAGUUUGAUUCUUCAUGUCUUCAAUCAUGCAGAAACUCAUGUUCUCAUGAAUUCUGUCUUGAAAUAUUUCGCUGUAUCAAUCUGUAUUAGAUCAAUUUGACAACGGUACACUCAUCAUAGACUUAAAAUAAAUCAAUUUGUAAUAUCAAUUAAGGCAGCUGUAUAUAAAGUUUCGCAUAAUUAAGCCCUAGUUUCUGCAGUGGACGAAAGGAAGGCCUGUGAACGAGGUUGUGGUAAAUGGAAUCGAGGGAAAGAAGAGGGCGUUAUUAAUAGGCUAAAUGCGGUUGAAGUUGCCUCCAUAGCUGACGAUCACUUCCUCCCUAGCCGAUAAUCACUGCCCCCUAGCUGACGAUCACAGUCUCCCUACCUGACGAUCACAGUCACCCUAGCUGACGAACACCGCCUCCCUAGCUGACGAUCACUGCCUCCCUAGUUGACGAUCACUGCCUCCCUAGUUGACAAUCACCACCUCCCAAGCUGACAAUCACCACCUUCCUAGCUGAGAUCACAGGGAGGAGAGAGUAGAAGAAAAUCUCUUCUCUUGCCACAUCUUCUUUCCUGCUCCCUUUGAAUAAUCCCAACUCCCCAAACUUUUUGGAAAUCAGCACAACAGUUCAAUGUAAUUUAAUUUUGACUAGGGUGAGCGUUGUUUGACGAAUUUUACUCGGUUUUGAUGCGGCUGUCCUCGUUGGAAGAAAUAUUACACAAACAUAAUAAUAAUAAUAAUAAUAAUAACAAUCUUUAUACAGGGAGCUCACUUCACAAAGAGUGAUAUUCAGUGAGGCGCUGUAAAACAAUAGAAAAAUAAAUGAUCUUAGAUAAAUGAGUAUGUAUUAGUAACAAUAAGUAAAACGUUAAGAACUAAAAAGUUAACUAAUAUAAGCUACAGGUUAAAAAUGUUAAAAUGUUAGAUAGAUUAAAAUAUUAAAAGCUAUAAAAUAUCUUAAAAUAUACAGCGUUUUUUUAUGCUCCAGUUAAUAAGAAGAAGAGAGUUAAUUUUUUUAAAAAUAUGCGUCUAAAAAGUUCCAUUCCUUAGGGCAUUGAUAAAAAUAUCUCUGCUUUCCAUAUUUCCUUUAAACGAGAGGAAUCUCAAAAUAUUAAAAUUGUGAUGCGCAAGUCCGUGGAUGUACUUAAAAGUGGUAAUGUAUCUAUUUAAAUGGGGCUCUUGAGAUUAAGUAGGCCAUCCGAGUGUUUUGAGAGCGUCGGUAGAUGAAGCAUAGUUGGGCAAAUCAAGGAUAACUUUGGCAGCCUUAUUUUGUAAGACUUGUUAAUCAUGUAAUAUUAUCUCUGUCUCCACAGAUGGCAAGUAUGUUAUUUUUAUGUUCUUUUAUUUAUGUUACAGCAUCAGUGCGCGCAUUUAAAAUGCAUCAAAGAUUAUACUUUACUGACCAAAUUUGUCGUGGUCGCUGAUGGGACGAAAUGUGGACCUAACGAGGUAGGCCGACCCAUGUUUUAAAUUGUUUUCAUUUGCAUUCUGUAACCAAUUUUCGUACGUUAUUCAGUUUUAUUUCCACACUCAAACGUUAAGCACCAUACUAAGCCACUGGCACAAUGACAUCAUUUUACUUGAUGUAACUAGAAGCCCUUUCGUUUUUCCUUUAUAUUUAAUUUUGGUAAUCCCAGCGAGGUUUAAGUAACAAAAGUAGAUGUACUGCCUCUAAAUCUUUAUUUAUUAUUAUUAUCAUUUUAUUAUUUGCACAAGAAAUCAAAACCCUGAAGGAUUCUGGUCGUAGUAGUUAAAAAAACGUCAUCGUGCAAAUGGCUUAUUGUUUUUUAAAAAAUUAUUUACGUUGAAUUACUUACGGCCCUUUUUAAAAAGUAAAUAAAUAGUUCUUACAUGUCUUAGCACUCGCAUUAUUUACUUUUUUGAGUAACCACAGAAUAAAUCAAAUUAAAUGGCAUUCCCAUUCUUUCUUUCGGAAAUAUCUUUUGGCAGUGGUGUAUAAAAGGAAGAUGUAGCGACCGUGGAAUAGGUUUUCCAACUAUGCCCCCGAAGGGACCUGGUAAAUGGUCCAACUGGGGAAGCUAUUCUGUUUGUAGUGGUGAGUGCGGGAAUGGAUUUCAACAGGUUCAGCAUAGAAGCAGACAGUGCAUCAAGUAAGACUAUUUAUUCUUUACCUUUUUUAACUUUACAAAUCUUUUUUAUUCAACAUCUCAAAAUACAAUCAUCACAAACAGCGCUGAAACAAAAGUUGGUACGUUGUAUCUUCUUUUUCAAACAAGAAUUUUGUGGGGUAAUAACAACAAAUGAAAUCUUUAUUUAAAGUGGAGCACGGAAUAUUGCACUGUUCCAAUUUAAUAUGUGUUUAUUCCGGUACUCACUUUCACGCUUUCAGCUACAUAAUUUGUUUCAUAUAAGUUGUGUGAUUAAACAUUUUCAACUUAAAUAUACGAUCUCUGUCUCACUGGGUUCUUAAUGGACACUAAAAAUAGGAACUACCCCUAAUGCUACUCCUAGGUGCAGAAUAUGUGCCGAUUUGAGCACAACGCUAAAAAAGGUACCAGCGAGGAACAAAAAAACUAAAACUACUGCAUGGUACCGGACUUACAAUUAGCUAUCGGUUGAGUGUGUGUGUUUUGCAUCCAGUUUUCUAUUCUUUUAUUAACUGCAUUUUUGUAACAUUUUGAUCUUCUCUUGCACCCGUUUUGACGAGCUGAGGAGCUAAUUACGGGGAGAAAGCAUUGUCUUCUAUAAUUGAAAGAUUUAAUUAAAAGUUGUUGUUGUUGUUGUUGCAGACCGGUGGCUGAGGCCAGCUGUGAAGGACCAAAUAAGGAAUACAGAACCUGUCAAAUAAAGGUUAUUACGAUGAUACCUGCUCACUACUACGACUACUGCUACUGCACUGGGUUGUGUUUUGUUUUUUUAGUUGCCCAAGUAGCAGAUAUUUAUGAUUAUGUAUUCUAGCACGAAUUACGCACACCAUCAUUCGCCCCUCUGUCCAGUGUUUUAGCAAGAGAAUUCCCAAGAGUAUUCAGUUGUUUUGCAUGAAAUACAAACCCUACUUAGUAGGUAAUUAGUCCAGUCGUAGAUAAUUUGUAUUUCACAUCUAGGGUGAAGCGCCGGGAGAAAGGAUUGAGGUAUAAGGGGAGCGAGAUUUAUUUAUUUCUUUUUUAUUUAUUUAGUCACUCACAAAACCUUAUACAACAUGAACAAAAGUUGUUAAUUAAAUUACAAAAUUAAUGCGACAAGGAAGCCUAACGAAGCUUGAAGCUUAUAUUAAUAGGCUUCCUUCAACUACCUAAUGAACUAAAUUCAUGGCUGAGUGCAGAGUGAGCAAAAUCAGAAAAUUAAACGACAGAUCGGCUAUCAGUGAGAUAUAGAAGGAGAGCUAAUAUAGUGAAAUAAGUAACGAAAUCCAGAUUUUAGGUCCUCUGUAAAGGAUACUGAAUUGCUUUAUAUUUGUUCUACAAAAGUGAGGUCUAUACUGAGAGGCUAGUCGAGUUUCGUAUUGAUGGACUUAAUUACUACUUAAGAACAAGUCAUGAAAGCUACUAGGCAAAAGAUUAUGGUGACAAGAAUACAUAAAAGUAGCGACAGAAAAUGAAUUAAUACUAAAUAUGUCAAGGACUUUAAGCUGGCUAAAUAAAGGGGCGGUAUUUGCCAGAUAGUGAGCUUUAGCUAUGAGACGCUUUUGCAAAAGGUAAAUACAGUUUGGGUUGGAACAGUAGGUGGAGGACCAGGCGACAUUACAGUAUGUUAAGAAAGGAUAUACAAGGGAGUAAUACAAGGUCAACAAAGUUUGGUAUGAUAGGUAAAAGCGGGCUUUCGCAAUAAUUCCCACACUUUUCGAAAUUUUUUAUUGAGACGAAAUCAAUAUGUGGUUUCCAAGAGAGAUGCUGAUCAAUGAGAACACCUAAAAAUUUUGUCUCCAUGACUUGCUUGAUCACAGUAUUUUCCAGAGCAAACAGUAAAGAUUGAGUGAGACUAGAGACAUUAGGAAGAUCAUUAAUGUAAAUAAUAAACACUAGAGGUCCAAGAAUUGAGCCCUGCGGGACGCCACAUAAAAUUUUCCGCGGAUAGGACCGAUGGGACCCAAACUGGACAAAUUGAGUCUGAACCUCAAGAUAGGUUUUGAUCCACGUCAAAGCAGUAUCCCGAAUACCAUAGAGUUGCAGUUUUUGACGCAAUAUUUCAUGAUUAAAGCGGCUAGUUCGUUAACAAACCCUUAAGUUAUUUAAUACUUUAGGUUAGCCUCUCUUCGUAAUCGUUAUGUACUUGCCUUGUUUUAUGUUAGUUUAAAUUCUAUUUACUGUAUAGUAGUGUCUUCACUGUUAUUUAGUCCAUCUAUAUAUAAAUCUUGUUUUGUAAUAUGUCUUCAGCUCCCCCCGCCUCGAUUAGUUUUUAAGCAAAUUGGCGGGUGGGAAGGUAAUGUAAUUAGUUAUUUUCCAAUUUUCAAUAAAAUUUGUUGUUGUUGUUGUUUGUUGUAUUUGUUGCAGUCUGAAAAUUGAAAAGAUAUUUUUUUAAUGAUUUGUAGGUAUGUUCACUUAAUGAUACUGUUACAGCCAGCAAUUUUAGGCAGAAUGCUUGUAGCAAACGAACAGAUGGUUUUAACAUUUACUACCUGCGUAGCCGUAAGUGCGUAUAAUGUUUAACAUAAAUAGUCAAUUUCUAACCUACAUUUGUAUCGAACAGUCAAGUUUGUUUACAAACCGUUUUGUCUCCCUUAAUAUUUUUCAAAUUAAAGUUUGAAACAUUCACAAUCUGUAGUGGGUAUUUUAAAAUAACAAGCUUUCAUGUUCCAGGCUUUAAGCUUAAACUUUGAUGUAUAAUAAUGUACUAACGUAAUAACUAUUAAGAUUUUGACUUGUAACUAACUUGUAACUAGUAUACUUGUAAACAGAUUCACACUUUUUUGUAUUCCUGAAUGAGUUUUUAAAUAAAUAAAGAUUGAUUAAUUGAUUCCUCCAUUGCAUGUCUUUGUAAGUUUCACGCGCCGAAAAUUAUAUCUCCGUUAUAAACAGAAAGACCAGAUACUCACUCCAGUUUGCAUUGUCUUCUUUUUUAGCUUGCCAAAUGUGGUGCCGAAAGGGUUGUUGUCUUGCUAGGCCGGUUGGUCAAAUGCCAGAUGGAACCAUUUGUCGACAAACUGAGACGUAUUCCGCUAUCUGUGUACAAGGAUCUUGCAGAGUGAGUUCAUCAUAUUUUUUCCCAUCAAUCGCCAUUUAUAUGCAAUAUUAUUGGGUUUUCCACAGUCUUAGCUUUACAUCGAAUUUUAGCAAAACAAUAAUUAACACUAAAGAAACAUAGCAAAUGAACAGCAAGUUUUGCUUCACCACAACCCACGUUUCGAUUAAUUUCGAUUAUCUUCACUUGCAAUUUUUUACGAAUGAUGUCGCUGUGAACGGAGUUUCAAUUCAUAGAUACAGUUUAAAAUCAAGUUGUACAUUAUUUAGAAUUAUUGAUAAUAUAAUAGCAAUUUUCUGCGAGGCAAAACGUACCAAGAAAACCAGGUAACGUAAAUUUAAAAUUCUGCUAAGAAUCAACAAAUCACAGGAAAUAAAUGAAUAUCAGUAGCAGGGCAGGCGUUUUUAAAUUGUGUAAGUUUUUUUAAGCUUGUAUUUUAUCCCCGUUUUUUUAAUGCAAUGGUAAUUAAUAAGCAGUUUUAAUUAUUAUUAUUAUUAUUAUUAUUAUUAAGUACCAAAGGAAAUAGAGAACUCUGCAUUUUUAACCUGCUUUUACAGUUUCGGAUUGGAUUUGUCACCUGAUGUAUUAAGUGGCUUUCCUCAAGAACGAAAAAAUAUUCAAUUAUCAUUUUAGUUUUAAAGUUCUUCUUAAUUUAGAGGAGCAACGUUUCCUUCCGUUGUAAUUAAAAUGCAUCCAGCGUAACUGAGCAUUUAUCGAUGAGUCAAGGGGAAAUUAAAAACAAGCUGAAAAGAACUGAAGAAGGGCAAAGUCUUCGGCAUAUGUUAUACUAUGCGUACUCAUGCGCUUAACCGAACUUCGACCAUCUGCAGAUUGUUGGUUGUGAUAACCGAGUGGACAGUAAAAGACGUUUUGAUCGUUGCGGUGUAUGUGGAGGUAAUGCGAGUAACUGCACAAAGGUAUCCAAGGAAUACACCGAUAUCCCGGCAACAAGUGGUAAGCAUAUAAUUCAGUCGUUGUAUGACUUGCGGUAUGAUAUUUCAAGAGACAGUAUAAAAAGUUGGUCACAGAGUAAUCGUCUUCUGUUUGAAAAUUAGUUCGGCUUCCAAACUGUGUCUUUCAAGCUCUCCGGAUUUCUGGUCAAAGAAAGGAAAAAAAUAGCUAAAUAACCUGCUUAACUUCUUUACUACAUUUACUUUACAACAUUUAAAAGUAAACAAAGCAGCAUUAAACUCCUGAAUUUGUAGCAUUAUAAAAGAUUGUGAAAGGCACUGCUAUCGAUACUCCCUCCAUGGGGGAGGAUCUAGGGAGGAAUGGGAAGGUGUUAGUACAAAUGCCUGACUAUGUUGAUCAUAAGCUUUCAUUUGUCUAUGUGAAAGUGUGUGUUACCGAGCGGUUAACGCCUGAAACUCCGAAUCUGGAGGUCCGGGUUUCAUUAGGUAAGAACUUUACUCCACUUUGUCUUUCUUUACCUAGGUGUAUAAAUGGGUACCGGCGACAUACUGCUGGGGGGUAACCCUGCGAUGAAAUAGCAUCCCGUCCAGGGGGGAGUAGCAAUAUUCCUAGGCAUAGUUCUGUCCGUUUAGGCCUUUGGCUCGAGUGUGCCUUUACCUUGCCUUUAGUAAAAACCAUUGCUGUUUAGCUGACAUCUAAAACUGGACGAAAAUGCCAACAGGUUUAAAUCACAGCUUAAAGUUAGGCUAUAUUGAAUGAUUUAAUUUGAUACAUUAUGCAAUCUAUUUGCAAUUAGUUGUUCCAAGACCCGCUCGGGAAAUCUGGUUCGUCCUUAGCUGGCAAACAAUAAAAGAGGAAAAUAUCAGCAUCAAUUGAAGAUACUCUUUUUUAACUCGUUGACGUUAGGUCCUGGUAACGCUUCACCGAUUGUUACACUACUCCCAGGAACUCGAUUUGCUAAAUUUGAAAUGAAAGAAGAGACCACUCAUUAUCUUGGUAAGUACGCUGCGGUAAAUCUGUAAGUAAGUAGUAAAGUAGGGACCGCAUUAUCCUUUUUUGUCACGUUAACAAGGAAAUAUGAUUCAAUUACCCCAACACUGGCUACCUGUACAAUCCCAUAUUAUUUUUAAGCUACUGUUAUUAGUCUAUAAGCACUUAACAGCAAAGUACCUUCUAAUAUUUCUAGUCUCCUAAGUCAUCGAAAGAUCUCUCGGUGAUUACGUUCCAGUGGCCGUGAACUGCUCACUGUACCACUUGCUAAACUUAAGAGUUAUGGAGACCGGGCGUUCAGCACUGCUGCACCAAGGCUAUGGAAUAACUUGCCUCUCACUAUUCUCUCAAUUGCUAUUUUGUAAAAAAAACAUUUGCAGACUUAUCUUUUUGAAGAAGGCUAUCACAUGUAACUUUUAUUUCUAGUACCCGUAUUUACAUUUUAAUUAUCUGUAAAUUUAUCUUAAAGUAUAUUUUUAGAUUUAAAAUUUUUAAUUUUAAUUUAUUGUACUUGUAUUAAUAUUUUAAAGCUUUGUAAUUAUUUCAUCUCGGUAUGUUUUUAGCUUUUAGUUUAGCUGAAUAGCUCUAUAUUUAUUCUUAUUAUUGUUAUAUUUAUUUAUUUUAUUUUUUUUGCUGUGGUGGAAUUUCAUACUGACUUGCAGUAAACUUUACUUCAACUUCGAUGACGCCGUAAAACAUCUGUGUUUAUCUCCUGAGUAAAAUGAGAUGUAUGUUCUAUUUUUUUUUAUGGUUUGACAGGUUUUCUACUUAACUUUAGUAAGCUUUUAGGGGUCAUGUCCUUAUUUGGUCAGCAACAGGGAUCUUUUUUGCGUGAGCUUGUGCACUAAGACUUGAUAAAGAGCACGCAACCAGUGAUAGCGACCGUGGUGCAUUGUCAUAGGAACCAAAUUCUUCACUUUGAAAGCGUGCUUGAGAUUCAAAUGGUAGCAGGAACUUAGGAAAGACUUUUGUUGUACAAAAUAAGUAAAGAUCCGGUGAUUUAAAGUGGAGAUUGAUGCGCGGAACGAGGUGAAAGAGCACGUUUCUCAAGGAUGUCUGACACGAACAUGGCUGCUUGUUGUUGUUUGGCGCUCGACUCGUGUCUUGAUUCCCCUUCAAGAACCGCAAAGUUUGGCAUAGAAUGCAUUGCUGAUGGGUAGAUAUUGAGCAAAAUGUUCUUUAUUUGUUGUUUGUCUAUAAAUCGGAUGUAAAUUAGUAUCUCGAUGCCGUUCAGAGGAUUUCUGUCAAUAAUGUUUGGAUAGCUGAUUUAGCCAUAUUUGGGGAGUGGAUUAAUAACGAUCAGCAAGCGACCACCACGGUGUUAUCAUUUGGAAUAGAAAGAUGUUCGUUGAAGUAUUUUAGCGAUACAAAGUUUGUUUGUCGGAAAAUUGUAGAAGUUCUUUGUCACGCAUCUUGUAGAGGAAUUUGCUUUUAAACAGGACUUAAGUGCUCAAUUUUUAACUUUUGGUCGGCAUCACAUGUUUACUGUACUUCUUGGGAAACCUAACCGUUUCUUUCAUCAAAAUCAAAAGAUUAAACUUCAAUUUCGGUCCUAUUGAAUGCAGUCUUGACUGUGACUCAUUGAUAUUACUACCACCAACAUCUCACCAGGUGACUAAUCUACGUCUCCUGUGCUCUUAAUUUUGUAGCUUAAAUUGCUGGGAAAAUUGUAGAACAUAUAUUAAUUCACUGCUGAACUGAACACCGGCAACCCGCUCGCUGAAAUUUGCAAUGAUAUUUUUUUAAUAUGUGAGUUCCUUUCCCAUUUCAAAACAAAGAAAAUUGAAAGUGUUUACUCACAUCAACAAACGUUUCGGCACUUUGUCUAUACUUUGAUGAGGUCAGCGCAAUCCUAUAAGCACUACAUAUACGCGCGCCGUUGUCCAGGUCAAGUGGGGAGAUGAAAUUUGGUAGUAGCUCGUGGUAUGUACUUCGCUUUUGUGGAGACCAUUUUAGAGGUUUUUUUUUUUGCAAACUACACAUUUUGUACCCUGGCUCCAGAGGUCCGUUCUCAAAAUACUCGCGCCUCGUUGACGCCGCUUCGCCGCGAACCAUCAGUAUCGAUAAGAACAUAGCUUCAGUUUGCAGAAAGUAUUCUUAUUUUUGUAUUAACCACAAUCUAAUAGAGAGAUUAAGUUUCCCGUUUACGCCAAACGGCAAACGUCAGAUUCAAGUAAAGAAUUUCUCAGGAUAGAAAAUAAGUAGAUAAAAACUGUCCAGAACAAUUCUUAUGUAUAAAACUGCCGUGAAACUACUUAUUUUUAGUUGAAGUAAUAGCAGUUAACGACAAUUAAGGGAAAAACUUGGUCACGUGGUACAAAUUCACGUGGCUUCCUGUCAAGUAGGGAGCUCUGCGAACGACCACCUUUACAACACCCCAUAAAGCUCUGUACGCUUACAAUACUAUAAUGUGCCAUUUUACGGAUAUACGUGAACACAUGUACCGAAUUCCUCUAUUUAUCGACGCUGACAAAUUACCAUUUAUGUAUUAUAAAACUGUAGCUAGUCUAAUGCGUCCGAUGUUAACAACAACAAUUCCCCACCAAAUUUCUUAAAUUUAUUUGAAAAAACCUCAUACAGUGCACGAUCAUCUACUGCUGGUAACUUUCACGUUAAAUUCACGAAGCUGGAAAUACAGUACACAAAAACUCCUCGUCGCGUUUUGGCGUAAAACUUUGCAAUAAUAUACCUUCUCAUAUUAGCGAUCCUUUUAAAAAGGAAUUUACGAAAGUUCUUCUCGGAUCGCCUUCCGUUAUCUUAAAAAGAGAAGAUGACUAUUGAGACGCCAUUGAUAUUAUUGAAAAAGUUGGAUUAACAGUUAAGUGAUUUCUGCAUAAAAUUAAAUGCUUUCUUCUCUCCGUCAAUUCCUUUUUGGUUUUUCCUUAGAUGUAAUGUAAUUAAAAUAAAACCAUGAUAGAAAUAAGAAUUAUUGUAACUUAAAAUAUUUUUCUUCCUUUCCUUUCCAUUCAGUUUAUUUUUUCUUUUAACUGGGCCGCCUAGGUUAGCAAUUGCUAUUUUACGGGCCAGCCUAUUGUAAUUACUUUUUUUAGUAAAUAAAGUUGAAGUUGAAGUUGAAGUUGAAGCGCUUUUGUGUGAUGGGUAAAAACAAUUUGUGAGAUACACCGCGUGUGGAUGCGUACUGUUAUGAAUACGGAAACAAAAAAAACCUUGUCAAAACUUUCCAGGAACUUGUGGACAAGGUCUAAAGUGGACAGUGUAAAAGAGGAAACAUUACAACAGUAAAAUGUAGUACUGAGUGCGUUUACAUUUAACCAUAAAAGGAUCAUUUAAUAGGGUGGUGCUGUUUUUGCUUUACAUACAACGUCUAACGUGAGUGGUGCAAGCACUUGUAAGCGGCCAUAUGUAACUUUUUAUGUUGGCUUAAAAGUCGCUUAAAACGGGAACUGUAGAAGUAAGCUGUUAGCUUGAGUUGAGAAAGCUUUAUAUCCUUCCCUGUGGGGCUCUCUGCGGCGUUCUGCAACGACAGCGUCGGCUCUAAGGAACACGUGCCCAUAGCAAUUUUAGCAAAGUCCGUGGAAACCUGUUUUUCGAUAACCUAUAAUUACGGAUUCGAAAGUUACUUACCGUUGUCGAUGUUGUUGUUUCCAGGUGUACAGGAUGCUUCUGGAACAUAUUUGGUUGGCGGGCAUUUGGGCGAUAAUCAAGUCAAAGAGGCCUCUGGCGCAAAGAUACGAUACUUCCACAAACGCAGAGGCAAGAGCAAGGACAUCGUUCACAUAACGGGAUCAACGAACGCCAACUUGACGGUAAUGGUAAGUAAUACAGGAGUUACUGAAACAAGAAUUUGAAAAUGCAGGUAUUUGUUACAAGUCAAACAACUGUCAAAGUGAGUGGUUUCAUCUGAAGAACUAAGUACACACAAAGUAUGAAGGAAGGUUUCGUUUUAGCAGUUCCACUUUUGUCAAGCAUUAGCAUUAUUAGCUACAUUCGCUCUUAAGCUGAUGUUUCUUUAGUAUGAUUUGUGCUUAAUGUAAAAGUUAGCACCUGUCGUCACAAAAAAACCGCUGCUUUUAAGGUGACUCGACCCAGUUUUUUUGGGGGGUACCAUCCUACUUUGAAGCUCUCUGGUAUCCCCACCUUUACUUUUACCGUAAGCAUAACACAUAGAAUGGAUAACAUAUAGAUCAAUCUACAAUAUAGCAUAAAAUUUUUGGCGAUCGGAGUAAAUGUCACGUGGUUAUAAUGCCACGUCCCUUUGAGGUCUGAGUCGAAAAUCUGCUGUUGCCGGCAUUUUUUCGUGAAAAUCUCUCGGCUACACAUAGUGCGCAUUAGUGCCUUGCGCUGAACAGAGUUUCACCAAAAUCGCAAAGACCCAAUUCGAGAAAUUCAGCGGUUUCCAAAUUUAGGUCCUAAUUUGGCUGAGUUUGUGCUUUGGGAGUUGUCUAUUGUUUCUAGUCUGUCAUUAUACAGCAUUCUUGUUCAGCACGUGUGCAAUGACCGCGCUUGGCUGACUUCCGAAUAUGAUAAUUUUGGUACAGUGAGACAGGCCAUCGCGUGAUACAUAGAGGUUUAACUCACAAUUUUUAAUCAAUUCUCGUGCUUCUUGUGCCUUUGCAAAAAAAUCAAGAAGUGCUACACACUAAAUCUACUUACUAUUAAAAAAAUAUCAUUUUUUCAUAGGUUUAAUGCAAGCCAAUAAUUAAACCAACUCGUGACGGGAAUCCCUUCUAUUUUCUUAUACUAAAUUAUCAUAUCUCGGUGAGCAUUCGGAAGUCAGCCAAGCGUGGUCAUUGCACGCGUGCUGAACAAGAAUGCUGUAUAAUGACAGACUAGAAACAAUAGACAACUCCCAAAGCACAAACUCAGCCAAAACGCUAAAAAUCUUCAAUGUUUACUCAAGUUUGGGCUUAUAGAAGGUAAUGUCACAGUUUUUCAAUGACCAUGAAAUUCAGAGUCCGGGUAGUUAGUUAAUCAAUUGUGGCCCUGAAAAAAUUUGAAGGAAAAAAAACUACGAAUUUUUAAGAAAAUGCUUUUUUCGUGAGAUUGACUCUUAAACGCUGACAAACGUCAACAAAUAGCGAAAACUAUAAUUUCUAUAUGUUUGCUUUGCUCGGAUUCGCGCGCAUUUACGAGGCCCUAAAGCGUUUUGCUGACUUGCAAGGACCUAUCUGUUAUAAGGAUACCCAAAAUACAGAGAUGAAUCUCGUAGUUCAUUAGAUAUAAUCCGUGUAAAGUUUGCUUAUCAUUUUCGCAUAAAUUAUGACCUAAAUUUGGAAACCGCUGAAUUUCUCGAAUUGGGUCUUUGCGAUUUUGGUGAAACUCUGUUCAGCGCAAGGCACUAAUGCGCACUAUGUGUAGCCGAGAGAUUUUCACGAAAAAAUGCUGGCAAAAGCAGAUUUUCGACUCAGACCUCAAAGGGGCGUGGCAUUAUAACCACGUGACAUUUACUCCAAUCGCCAAAAAUUUUAUGUUAUAUUGUAGAUUGAUCUAUACGUUAUCCAUUCUAUGUGUUAUACUUACGAUAAAAGUAAAGGUGGGGAUACCAGAGAGCUUCAAAGUAGGAUGGUACCCCCUAAAAAAAACUGGGUCGAGUCACCUUAAACCUGAAGGAAGAAAUAACAGGCAGAAUUAUUUUUCCAAAGGAGAGAAUAACGGAAUAAUAUUUAAGUUACAUUUUCAGGGAACAGAGAAGCUUUUGAGCGAUUUUCAAUGCUCAAAUUAAAUUUAAGCAAUAAACCAUGUUAUUUUUUCAGUUCAUAAGAAAUGACUAUCAGUCCAUUAAUCCAGGAGUGAAAUACACCCUUAUCACACUCUCUCUGCUGGCGGUUGGAAUGCCUCAGCCUGGAAUGCCCCAGCCUGGAAUGCCCCAGCCUGGGUUGCCUGUUGAGUUUGAUUGGAUUAAUGAGAAUUGGUCAGGCUGUUCCAAAUCUUGUGCAUCAGGUAAUUAUCCAGUUCAAUUAACCCAACUUCUUUUGUUAACUAUAUCCUGUAUCUGGCCUGCGCCACAGACGACAGUUAACCUCUGGUUAAGUCCGUCUACGAAACAGCGCCGAAAUCCUUGUUCUAGGUCCGUACCUGUGUACCACGAUUUGAGUACACGCCAUGAUUGGACUGUUAAAAAUGCCAUUGUCAAUUUGCCAAUCAGGUUGAAGGGAAAUUCGAAACGCAUUUCCGGCAAUUAAUAAAGUCUGUUGAGUACACUGAACAAGGACAUCGCCGCUGCUUCGCAGACUUUGCUAAUCGGGGUUAAAUUACUUCUAGGACGCAGCUCAGGCUAUACUGUAUCACGGCUACUCGAGCCGGCUAAAACCUGUACUUUUGUUCUUUAGAUUUAGCUCACGGACGGAUACCUGUCCAGUAACAUACCCCGGGACUGAAUAACCUCUUGAUGAAACUUGUUAUACUGACUUAUUCACAAAUUAUUGCUUGUUAUACUGACUUACGGUUCUGGGCCCGGUUGCAUAAAAAAUGCACUUAAGUGCCCACUUAAGUACGUCACUUACGAAUCCGUUAUGGGUACACUUACGGGUGUUGCAUGGAACACGCUUAGCACUCUCGUAAGUUUCUGUUUUACGUGGUAACUUACGGGCUCACUUAAGGGCAUACGUAACUUUGAUAUAGUACUUUUAAUUAUUAAUUUGACUCGCAUUAUUUUUUUUAAUUAAGUUAACCAUCGGUGAGUGUAAAGAAAGUGUCAAGUCGUUUCGAACACCUUUGAGCGUCUCAUUCAAAUAACGUUUACAUGACAUCGUUAUUUUACUUCAAUAUCCACUGGAAAUGUUUGUUGUCCUUCUUUUUUCUUAACGACGGCUUUAAACUGUACAUCAGAGGUUAAUAAAGCGCAUUACAACGGAAUUACGUAAAGAAAAAACAUUUUUUUUGUUCACUUCUCAGUCAAAGAUCUCGUUAACUUUGGUAAAAACAGUAAGGAUACGGGACCUACAUAGGUCUCGUAAAUUUACGUGCUAUUUUUCCCGUAAAAAAAGUUUUAUGCAACACCCGUAAUUUCUGUUGCAUAAAGGACACUUAAGUGAACACUUACGAAAAUCGUAAGUGCAACCACUUAAGUGAAUUCCCUAAGUGGACCACUUACGAGUGCUCGUACGUAUACCUGUAGUUGUUACGGGCGUUUUAUGCAACCGGGCCCUGGAACAUGUAAAUAACAACUGCACAAUGAUAUCUGGCCUACCUUUACCAGUGAGGCUAAUUAAUAAUAAUUAUAAUAAUAAUCCCUUGGCCAUGCACUGGUACUCGAUCAAUACAUCUAUCAUGAUCCAGAGCUUAAGGACAAGCACACCAGGUGUUAAGCAAGUAUGGCUAGCCGACUACUCUGCGGGGGGUGGACAAAUUGUGCCGUUGUGUAACUGGUACAAUCACCUGUGUCAGGAAGGAAAGAAGUUUGGUUAUCUAGUGAAUGGAUCAAAGAGCUGGCUGAUUGUCAAGUCGGACGUACUUGCAGAUGAGGCAAAGAGGGUGUUUGGAGAUGAGGUCAAUGUUACAACUGAAGGUCUGCGCCACUUAGGGGCCGUCAUCGGAAUCAAAAGAGUUCAAAUAUCAAUAUUUUCGGAAAAAAUCCUUAGAUGGAAAGGAGAACUCGAGGCACUAUCUGAGAUAGCAAGGAGCCAGCCUCAUGAAGCCUAUACCGUUUUCUCGAAGGGUUACAAAUCCAAGUUUACCUAUUUCAUGCGCACAGUGUACAUAGCUUUUUUGCAGUGGGCUCGGACAUCAGCACACUAAGGGCGCCGAUGGCAGCCGCUAUCAGUCCAUUUCUGAGCCCACUGAACCCUCCCAACCCAUGAUGAGUGAUGAUGUAAGUGAUGAAGAUAGACCACAACACCGGGAACUACGUCCCCUACUCUUUUCGAAUAGUGUGUGGGUUCUUUAACGUCCGACAGAGUUAUAUGUGAACAAGGUUUGUGAGACGGGACCUCCGGUUUAUCGUCCUUAUCCGAGAAGACUUGAAAGUCUAAUCAUUUGCAGAUGUCAUUACAAAGACAGCACUUUCUCCUCAGUUAUUUCUAAGACCCUGAGUGUUGGUCCGGCCAGGAUUCGAACUCGCGACCUCCCGCUCAGCAGACCGGCGCUCUCUCAACUGAGCCUAUCCAAGAGGAGAUCGACGACUUACUUCUCCCAACACUAUUCGGUCAAACGGAGCCCCUCCCUAGUGAUCUGCGUCAGCUCGCUACUUUGACACUCGCUCAAGUAGGGCUAGACGUACCCGACUUGCGGUUUGAAGCUCCACAGCUGUUUGCUGCUUCUACGUUUAUAACGCUACCGCACGUAGAUUCUAUUACCACGCAGAGCAUGUUCACGGUGGCAGAUAUCACUAAUGACUCCACUAACUGUUUGUGAACAUAGUAUGGUGCGAGGUUGCACAGUUUCCGGAGAACAGCCAAUGCUGCAUAACAGGAUGAAAGAAGUGCAGUCACGUGGUCAGCCACGUUAGAUGUUCGUCCAUGUGGACCCCCUGUAUCUUAGCUGUGGUCACACGCUCUAGUAGCUUCCUAUUGCAGCUCACAGCUGGAUAAUAAUUGAGUAACGCGUGAGCUCGAGACAUCUGGCGGGUGGAAACAAGCAUCCACUUUGCUUUAGCUUUAUUCAAUGCGAGGUUUGAUUCAGAUGAGUAGUCCCCCAAACGUGAAAUUGCAUUUAUGUCAUCAAAAUUUUAGUCGAUGAUAGCGGAAUGUAAAUUGGUCAUAUGAUGACUGCCGCUUAAAAGCUAGCCAGGCGUGUGUCCGCUAAUUUUAGAGAGUCAAUAAUGGCGUGAGCUUGUAAAGUAGUGUUUUGGAUCUUUUAAUAUUUUUAUUUCAUCAAAACUGUUUUUGUCUUUAUUUUUAACGUUAGUACUGUUUCUCUUCUUUACUUCUCAACAAUACUUGCCAACAUGCAUGGAGCUAUAUAUUGCCACAUUUACCAUAUCCAAGUUUUGUUUAGGAAUCAGAACACGAACCCGAUGGUGCGUUGUUAAAGAUGACCGAAGUCCGGUUGAUGCAUCCGCAUGUGGCGGACCCCCCGAAGAAACUGAAUCAUGCAAUACUCGACCUUGUCCAGCAAAGUAAGUUUUUUCCCAAAGCCAUGGGAUAUAUCACGUGAUAAAUUUUAAAAAUGUUCUUAACUACAUUCUUUACUCUUACUCGGUCGUCAUACUAGUUACAUAUUCGUUCAUGGAUCAUUUUCGUAUAUUUUAGGUGGGUCAUGAAGUGGACACCUUGUUCAAAAACCUGUGGCAAAGGCAAGCAAGUGCAUACCACAACGUGCCUUCAACGAGUUAACGAAACUUCACUCAGAGAAAAUGACACAUGUAAAGAUCCAAGACCCAACCCACCCCCCGUCCUUGUUCGGUUCUGCAAUGAAUACCCAUGCCCUCCGCAAUGGAUUGUGGGAAACUGGUCAAAGGUAAACUUCUUGCUUUAAUGGAAAUUUUAUCUUCCUAAAUUUAUUUAACAGGUAAGUAUCGUCAGUGCAGCAGCUUCUCUGAUUCUAAAUUUCUCGUGUUAAAUGAAUUGAACAGGGUCAGAUCCUGUGAUAGAAAGCAGAAUAAUUGUAAUGAGCAAUUGUUACAAAAAUGAUGAAGGUUGCCAGUAAUAAGUAGACAUUUGAGGGACCCCCGUCAAAAAACAUACAAACAAACAAAGGUCCAAUUUUAAGAAAAUAUGCAGGAAAAAAUGAUGGCAUGAUGACUGGCGUGGUGUUCACUGCUUGUGUUGUUCCUUUGCAGUGUCCUCUGAAGUGCGGAGUUGCGACGAUACAGCGAAGUGUCUCUUGCUCUCGAGUCGAUGAAGCUGGGAAUUUGACUGUCAUAGCGGAUGUAUUUUGUCGGUACCUUGAUAAACCUGUUUCAAAAGCCAAGUGCAAUGAGGAUGCUCCUUGCCCUCCGCAAUGGAUUGUGGGAAACUGGUCAAAGGUAAACUUCUUGCUUUAAUGGAAAUUUUAUCUUCCUAAAUUUAUUUAACAGGUAAGUAUCGUCAGUGCAGCAGCUUCUCUGAUUCUAAAUUUCUCGUGUUAAAUGAAUUGAACAGGGUCAGAUCCUGUGAUAGAAAGCAGAAUAAUUGUAAUGAGCAAUUGUUACAAAAAUGAUGAAGGUUGCCAGUAAUAAGUAGACAUUUGAGGGACCCCCGUCAAAAAACAUACAAACAAACAAAGGUCCAAUUUUAAGAAAAUAUGCAGGAAAAAAUGAUGGCAUGAUGACUGGCGUGGUGUUCACUGCUUGUGUUGUUCCUUUGCAGUGUCCUCUGAAGUGCGGAGUUGCGACGAUACAGCGAAGUGUCUCUUGCUCUCGAGUCGAUGAAGCUGGGAAUUUGACUGUCAUAGCGGAUGUAUUUUGUCGGUACCUUGAUAAACCUGUUUCAAAAGCCAAGUGCAAUGAGGAUGCUCCUUGCGGACGUGAGUCACCGACAGUUUACCCUCGUUUAGUUUGUAUUAAGACUUCGCAAUAGUCCAAUCAGUCUCCCUGAGAACGCCUACUUAUGUAGGAGGUUUACAAAGCGCGCGGGCCGAACCCUUAUCGGUAAUUUUGUAUCAAUUACCUCUACAUAUGUAAUGAAUGUUUGUAGUUUGACAAAUUGUCCUUGAGUGCACAUGUGCUAGAAGUGUUAAUUGUCUAUUAUGUAUUAUACAUCUAUCAUUUUCACUUGCCUUUUUCCCAUGUAGCAAGACCGCCUACUUAUCCUCUUAACGUCCAAAACUUCUGUCAACUAUUCUUUGCUUGCCCAGUCAUGUAAAACACCUGACGCUUGCGAUAAUCCUGAAAUGUAAAUUUAUUGUUUCCCGGCUAAUAAAAUAGACUGAGAGGCUACUGAUUAAUGUAAAAUGCUUGAAAAAUAUUAUCGUCUUCUUGACUUUAGGUGCUUGUAUGGCAAACCCAUGUCUAAAUGGCGGCAAUUGCACUGAUAACGGUGCGCAUGACAAAUACACUUGCAUAUGCACAGAUGGAUACCUAGGAAAACAGUGCCAAGGUAAAAAGUUAAAAAAAUGUUAACAAAAUAUAACUGAAUAGAUAAAAUAAACAACUGGAAUGUACACUCAAGUGAUCAGACAAGGUGCAGGCGAAAAACCAUUAUUUACCACAUUUCCAGGUUAAUUGAUCACAACGCGGUCAAUAAAGUACAGUUCAGUCUUUCACGAUUUUGAACUUGAACUUGAACUUGAACUUUAUUUUUAUUUAAACACGGUAAAUCUAUCAGAUAAAAUAAUAAUAAGAAGAAAAAUUACAAUCUACUUUAAUCUAUAUAAACAUGAUCUAAAAAUUUAAAUAGUAAAAAUAGAGAAAAUAAAGAAAUUCUGCUUUACAUAGAUGCCGUGUGCGUUUUAUCGAUUCAGUCAAAGAAAUCGCGACAACCAUUUCGAAAAGAUUUAAGUGAUUUUGCUUGCUGCAAUUCAGGGGACAAGCUGUUCCAGAUAACCGCACCAUUAUAGCUAAAGCUAUUUUUCAAGAAAUUGGUGCGGGGCAAUGGAACAGCUAGUUUGUUUUCAGAGUUCCUUAAAUUAUAAGGUGGAUUAUAUUUAGUGAAAAGAGAACCAAGAUAGUCGGGCGCAAGACCAUGUAUAGAUUUAUAGACCAUGGUGGCCACUUGUAUUUGUCGCUGAGUAUCCAACCAUUUCCAGUUGAGUUGCUCAAGAAGAGGAUCAGCGCUUGUGUCAUAACUGGAGAAGGUUAGAAUACGGGCAGCCCGGUUUUGUAAAUUUUGGAGCUUAUUCGAAAGACUUUUGUUACAAUGCCCCCAGACCUCGCUGCAGUAAUUAAAGUACGGUUGAACUAAGGCAUUGAAAACGGACUCCAGCGUGGUUCGAUUAACAAAAGGCCUACAACGUUUAAUUGCUCCAAUGCCCGAUGCGAUUUUCUUGGCUAUUUUUUCAAUGUGCAUAUUCCAUGAAAGGUUUCGUCUAUAUGCACACCCAGAGAUUUAACCGAGCUAACUUGUUUAAUUAUGUCACCACCUAUGAUUAGUUUAGGGGAAGUAUCGUAAGUACCUAAGUUUUAGUCUUUCACGAUUUUAGAAUCAGCUAAAAGCCACUAAGUGUCAUGAAUUUAUUUUACCAGUCAAUCAAAGCCCCUGAUAAACUUUUGGCCCUCGACUAACUAAUCGAGAAAAAAUUAGUCACGUAUAUAGAGUAAUACUUAAAGUAAUAUAGUAUAUACAUUAAUUAUUAAAUGAUAUAUACCUCUUAUUAGCCGAGUUUUCGGUCGGUACUGUAAUUAUAAAUUACGGACCGAGUUUUUUUCUAUCGAUUUAUGGCCCAAGCGCGAAGCGCGCGGGCCAUAAAUUGAUGGAAAAAACGAGGAUCCGUAAUUUACAGUAUAGACCGAAAAAACGAGGCUAAUAAGAUGUUUAUCAUAUGACUUCUUCCUGUUUGGGGGACCGGAAACAAGUGCAGGACGCACGAUUUGACAGUCAUUUGACAGGCGUCAAAAAAGAAAGUUUUUAUUGGCGCACGAAAACAAUAGCACAUAACAAAGGCUUUCCGAGAAAGUGAAAAACAAAUUCGCCAUGUCAGUGAAAAAGUUUAUUCGGUAAAAACUAAGAGCACUGCAAGUUUUAGCUCUUUAAUGUAACGCUGGAGUAUUUUGGAAACCGGACAAUGUGUCAGUCUAGAACUCUUUUCCAUCUUUCCUCCGUUUGUCCUUGUAAAAAAAAACAUUGCUAAAGGCAAAGAAGCUUUUCAAGGUAAGUUUGUUGUCAUUGUCGAAGGAUUUUCUCGUUAAUUGUUUUUGGGAAAACCUCUCCUUCUGCCAGUUCAUUCUCGUCUUCAAUUGUGAUCUGCGUUUUAAAAUUUUCAAACGCUGACUAGAAUUCUCUUCCUCGGUAAGGUUACGAUUCAGUUUCUACAUCAGCUUCGUUCUCAUUAAAACAAAGCUACACGUUAAAAUUUGGAAAGGCAAAGUCAACAUCCCAGUCCUCAGGGUUUACAGACAUAUUUUAAAGUUUAUUCGGUCAAAACUAAGAGCACUGUAAGUAUUCACUCGUUAAUGUGACGCUGGAGUCUUUUGAAAACCGGACAUUGUGUCUGGCUCGAACUCGCUUUUAUCUUUCUCUCGUUGGUCUUUGAAAAAACACAGCAAAUGGCAAAGAAGCUUGUCAAGAUGAUCGGUUAUCAUAUUUGUCGAAGGAAUUACUCAUUUCUCUUAGGCAAAACUUCUCGAAUCUCUGCCAGUCGAUUUUCGUCUUCUUAUCUGUGUACUACGAUAAAAUUUUCAAACACUGACUAGAAUCCUCUUCGAUAAGACUACGAGUUAGUUUCUUCAUCGCCUUUGUUCACAAAUAAACACAGUUUAAAACUGUUGAGGGCCAAAGUCAACAUCCAAGUCCUAAAGGUUAACGGGCGUCUUAUAGCUUUAUUUAAACCCUUUUUCCGAGGAAAAAAGAUUUAGAGCUCCGAAAUGAGCAUUUUCUUUAAAAAUUUUGGUCCGUAUAGCAACUUACGGACCGCAAAUUGACCAAUCGCAUGGCGAAAACAGACUGGGCCAUAUAAUAAAAGAUAAAACAGACAAUAAAACUAUAAACAUGGACAAGUAUAGGUGCAUGAGGCUAGUAACUACAUAAAUAGGAAUAAAAAGACUAAAAAUCACAUGAAAUGACGGAUGCUACAUGUACUUGUCUUGAAAAGAACGGAAACGCCUGUACAAUCUUUAUUCAAAAAAAAUGCCAUCUAUUAAGCCAGACGUUCUAAACUUCCCAUGCACGUUAUUUGAGAGUUUGCUUGGAGUAACUAUAAAAGAAUGGACUGACUCCCUUUCUCUCACAUAGUACGAUGUAAUAAAACUAAGGGGCACUCUCCGAGUUCUUCUGCUGUAAUGCUCACUGUUGAGCCUUAGCCUAUGUAUGUGCACAUUAUACUGGAUAGCUUUCUGUGCUGAAACUGACGAAAAGCUCGAUCCAGUGUAGUGUGAACACCUAUCCGACAUAUGGCUCUACACGUGAUAGAUUAACAGCGUGUUGUAGUGAAAGGAGAGGCUUCCGACUGGUUAACCGUAACCUCUGGUGUCCCACAAGGUUCUUUGUUGGGACCAUUAUUCUUCAUAGUCUAUAUCAACGAUUUACCGGCGGUAAUUAGUAAGGACAGUUCAAUUGCUUUGCAUGCUGGUGACAAUAAAAUGUAUAGGGUUAUUAUUACUCAAGAAGAUCUGUCCGCUUUUCAAAGUGACAUGGAUAAAAUUUCAGAUUGGUGUAAGAUGAAUAAGAUCAGAAUUAAUACCAAGAAAUGUAAGAUCAUGCCAAUAACCAGGAAAAAGUCACCAAUAGUUGGGGAUUAUAAUAUUGAAGGUCAACCUUUGGAAAGUGUUAAUGUGUAUAAAGAUUUAGGAUUAUUUACUGCUAGUAAUCUUUCAUGGAACCAACACGUAGAUAAAAUAAUUGCUAAGGCUAAUAGGGUUUUAGGGUUGGUUAAGAGAACUUGUAGGGACUUAAAGGAUAUUGAUACCAUGAACACACUUUAUUGUAGUCUUGUGAGAACUUUAUUAGAAUAUUCAUGCGAAAAUUGGAACCCUCGUACUAAACGUAACAUUGAUAAAUUGGACGCUGUUCAGCGAAGAGCUACCAGAUGGAUCAAUAGGUCUGAUGAUGAUUAUGAUACUAGACUAUCUAAGCUAAAAUUGUUGUCAUUAUCUAAUAGGAGGUUCACUAGAGAUGUUACAUUUUUUAAAUGUAAUUAAUGGACAUUAUGAUAUUGACAUUUCAAAUAAGCUCAUAUUUUGUAAGGACAGAAAUACAGGUUAUAACUUGAGGAAAAAUGACACACAGGACCUUGUUCCAAAUUUUAGUAGAACUGAUGGUUUUAAAUAUAGUUUUUUUUAACCGUAUUGUAAAUAAAUGGAAUAGUUUACCCAAUCAUAUUAGAGAAUCAAACAGUAUUGCAAUUUUUUUAAAAAAAUGUUUUAAGCUUUAUUAAGGAUAGCUAGAACAUUUAUAUUUCUAUUUGUAUAUAUUUGUCUCAUAUUUUAAUUAGUGGGGGCAUCCCUAGUAUGGCGCAUUGGCGCUUUUGGUUGUCUCCUCCACAACUUAUAGUAGUGUUAGCUUAUUUCAUUUCAUUAUUUGCUGGUAAUGUAAUGGAGUGAAUCUGUAAUAAAUAAAUAAAUAAUAUUUUGGACUUCAAUUAACGAAAAAGAAGUCUAGGACAAUAUUAGAGGAUAGGUGGUCCAAAGACAGUUCCGUUGACAGCGAAAAUUUUGGAUAACAUUAUGGUUGGUUUAUUCCAAGAUAACGGUAGACUUCCUGUAAUGAACGGGGUGAUUUUAAUCUUAUUUGCCUCUCAGUAAGACUGUUCUACCUCGUUUGACUCUAUGGACACUAUAUCUAGUCCUUUUGUCCUGACUUAAAAGAAAAAACUGCGUUAUUUUGAUCUGAAAUCUCUGCGUAAUCCUUAUAUCUGGUAAAAUCUUCUAAGCUGCUUUUCCCUUUUCUUUUCUCUUGUUUUUUCUUCAACAGUAUCCCGUUUUUAUGAGAUUGGAUGCUUUGCUUACAAGAACAAGGUUAUAAAUGAGUUAAAACCACAAGGGUCAGAAAGUCAGAGCAAUGAGCCCGCUGUUUUAAAGUGUGCUAAGCUUGCCCAAGACAAAAAUUAUCAUUUUUUUGCUGUGGGACAUCGUGGAAGAUGUUACUCCGGCCCAUAUGCUGGUCGCCGGUACUUUAUGUAUGGUUCCAUAUAUUGCAGGAAAGGAAACAAGAAAGGCUUUUUCGUUUACUCGUUUAGUAAGUUCGUAUUGAUAAUUUGUGAACUGGACCUUAAUCUGCGCCUCUUUAGAAUAACUGAUAACAUGACUUUUCGUGAAGUCAAGGCAAGUAACUUUAUUUAAACUCGGUAAAAACAUCAGGCAUAUAACUAAUAUAAAAUUCUAAGCUAUUCUUAUAAUACAUAAAUAUAUAACCUAUGAUCUAAUCUAAUAUAAUAAGAUGAGAAUGAAUAGAAUAUAAAACAGAUGUACAUAUAAUAUUAAAUAAAUAAUAAAUAGUAUAAACUAAGUCAGCCUGCUUUCCAUGGAUCCUGAGUGCAUAUUAUUUGAAGAAUUCCUUGCAGCCAGGUUUAAAAAUGUGUAUGGCUUCUGCUUGCCGAAGAGUCGAAGGCAAACCGUUCUAUACGACCGCCCCGCUAUAACGAAAAUCAUUUUUAAGGUAAUUGGUGCUGGGGAGAGGGACAUACAACGCUGUAAGGACCGACACAGGGCGAUAGUCUCACGCGCCCUCAUCCUUUUUGAACACAGGUGUCAAAUUGCCGCACUCCCAUUAGUCUGGCCAACUUGGCCAAGACCGAUUGGCAGUGAAAAAGUUAAUCAAGCGUGUAAUCUCCUCGGCCAUGCCUGGUGCUGUGAGCCUCAAAAGACGCGGUGAAAUGCCGUCAUCGCCAACCUCCUUUCAUAGAUUUAAUUAUCCAGAUAUCUCUUUCACAUAACUGGAGCUUACUGGUUCAAAGGUGAAUGGGUGUUCCUGUCUUGACGCAAUCCCAAGAACGCUCGGGUGAUCACUAAAAUUCUCCACGCUGCCGCAGUGGGUUUCAAGUACAGCAACCGACGCGAAGUAGUUGUUGAGCACCUCCACCACUUCACUGCGCUCCGUCGGAAGUUUGCCGUCCUCUACUAAUGUUACACUGUUCUUUGUGGACUAGAGGGACGAGUUAGGGAGUUAUAGCUUCGUAUUUUUUUUCAGAACUCCCCAGGGUGUUUCGCAUUAGAUGUUGCAUUACUACAAAUUAAGGUCCUUGAUACCCUUUCUCUACACGAUUAAAAAACAUGUAUUCCUGCGCAAGUAAAUGAGAUUCCUGUGCAAAACGUUUAAUUUCUUCCCUACUAUACUACUUAAAUACAAGAGUAUUGGAUAAAAUUUUCACAUAAAUUUACUUUUUCAAUAUAUGCUUUUUAAAUUAAACUGCUUUGUCAGUUAUAUUUGUAUUAUAUUGAUAGGAGUGUGGGGCUCAGAGCAAUUUAUUAUGGCGUUCUUUUUUAGUUGCAAAUUGUGGCAAAAUAUGUAACAAAACACUCAAUUUAUAGAAAUGUUUGUUAAAACGUGGAUUAUUAUUGCCGUUUGUUCUUCAGAUCCUGUCCCCUUGUAUGAACAACUCAGAUGUUACAAAGCCAACAGCGGUAGAAACAAAGCUCUCCGAUUGACGAUCUUAAGAAUUCCAAAUCAGUCGGGAGACAGUGGCAGAAAAUCAACAAUAAAUAAGUGUGCAAGGGUAGCAUUCGCCAAGGGCUUUACCUACUUUGGUUUGAUGAUGAAUAAAAACAAGAAGAUUACAUUUUGUGUGUCAGACAGGAAAGCAGCAGCAGCAAAAAAUUACAACAAAUUCGGUUCUUCAGAAAAAUGCGAGAAUGGAAUUGGUUUGAACGGCGCGAACAUGGUAUACAAGCUGAAAGGUAAAGUAAAGGUUCUUCUUGUCUUGUAAAAUUUAGAGUAAAAAAAAUCUGCAAUUCCUGGAUUAGAAAUUUCCUUUCUUCUGAACACGUUUUACCAAACGCACGUGGCUUGAUAUGCGUUUGAAUUUCAGUUGGUAAUCACCAAAAGACAGCGCUUGCAGGACGGUAUCUAUUGCCUGUUAGUUUCGUUAAAUGUUUUAUUUAAUAAUUCCUAUUUUGUCGAGUCGUCAACUUUCUUAAAUGCUGGGUGUUUUUGUCCGUCAAAAGUUAUAAUUUCAUAUUUACCUGGUACGUCCCAAGGACCGGGAUAUAUGGAUGAGACAACAUCAGCCUGCGCCUACGGAUAUCGAGGCUUUGCCGUGUAAGAUAGAGAAUACAGGUAAUUGUUCAGCUACGGUUAUCAGGUUUUUUGUCUCUCACUUUUCGAAGAUUUGUUGCAAGAAAUCUUGGACACGCAGGCUCAGUAGAAGGAGGAUUUAAGUUGCGUGGCGAUAAAAUAUCGUUUAAAAGUGAUCAAAGUCUCUGGUCAUCAAAAAGUUCUAGUUAUGGCGUCCAGUAAACUUUUCCUUGCAGUAAAACUAAUAACAUUAGAAUAUUAAAUAUUUUUUGUGGUUUUACGUACGUCUAAUAAAAAGACGUUUAGGAUGCAGGAUAUUGCCGACAUGUCGUCUCCUGGAAUCUUUCCACCAGAGUUUACUCUAUUUCCAUCUGAUACCCAGAAACAAAUGAGGACAAGUUAAAAAAUCUGCAUCUGGUUUCCAUUCUCUGAUCAACGUUUUUAAGAAUCUCUAACCAAAAUUCUCUGAGACUUAUAGCUGCUGUGGUUUUCAGAAGAUAGAACAUGUAAAAUUUGUGUAAAUAUUCCACGCAAAAACCUACCAUCUUCAACCUUUGAUAUCUCCAUCACAAACUAUCCAAAUUUUCUGCUAAAAGUCCCUAUCGGAAUUCAAUUUUCGGUUGUGCAGGUUUCAUUGUCCGAUAAUGUCAUUAUUGCAACACAUUUUCUUACAGACCAAAACUGUAACAAAAAUUAGUGUUGGCAAAAUGAGCGUUUACGAUAUGCUAAGCAUAACUGGCAGAGUUUUUCUUUUUUUGAGAGGAUUAUUAUUAGAGUUGUAGCUUGUUUGGUGUCAAAGACUAAUUAUUUUGAAGUCUUAUCCAUGUUUCUGUCUAUAUAUAGAGGAUAUUACACGGUGGCGCGAAGAUAUGAAUUUUAUUUUCGAGUGGCAAAACAAUAUUGUUUUUGCCAUGAGAAAAUAAAAUUCAUAUCUUCAAGCCGCCGUGUAAUGUUCUUUUUAAUAUACAGACAAAAUGACAUCGAUAAAAUAAUGAAUAGAGGAAAAUUACCAAAAUUAUGUCAUCGAUAAACUCACGUGUGAGAUUAUGGAAAAUAAACCACUCGGGUCCCGGAUGUCGUUUUUUAUGAAUUUUAUGUGUGGUAUAUUUUCCGGUAAAACACUCGUGUCUAUCAUUACAACUUCACGCCGAUUUAAGUGUGUACCCCAAAUUUUGGGGUUAUUAAGUAUUCAUAUAUUCAGGCUAUUGUUCUUGCCAUUGUCGAUUACCUUCCGAAGAAUCCACGAGCGGAAUUCCUUUGAUUUAGGUGCGAUAUGUCUCUUUUGUUUCGAAUUUUGUUGCUUGAUUGACUUUUUAAUCCCCAUUGUUACCUGAUGAGUAUUAAAUUUAUCCAUUAAAAUACUCGGACUUGCCUGUUAAAUUUGCUGCAGUCUGUGGGAACGCUUACAAAUCUUUUAAGCGUGGCGGACAACUCUCGUUGCAUAACAUAUUUUCGGUCACGCACCGUAUUACAAAGGAAACAAUCCUGAUAAAUUUGAAGCUGGUUAAAGCUUAUAAAUACCUGGUCUCCAAUAGUAUUUUUUUUAUGAAAUACUCUCUUGCCUUGAAAAUAAUUUGGCGUUUAAAGAAUUGCUGCGGAAGUUAUUUAUUAGAACGUUUUAUUCAUUCAGUAGCUCCGCAAUCAAGAGCGAACAACUCUUUUCAAAAUGUAAACAAAGCAAGCGGUGAAUGCAUUUAACGGGAUGAAACAGUUUUAUUAGAGUGUAAUUUCACUUUUUUGGACGUUUUCGCUCGCCUUUCAGUUUUUUUUUUGUUGAACAAAACCUUGCGUUUCAGUUACGUGACUGCAGGGCCCGAAAUAACCGCGUAUUGUCAGUUCACCGAUUUGCAUGACAACUUGAUUCGCGGAGUAGUCGAGUGAGACGGGAAAUAUCUAAAAUCAAAACAAGAGCUGUAAUCGGCAGAUCAAAACUUGCGGAGUUCAUCAUUCCUCGAAAUAAUUUUGUAGAAACGCUUGUAUAGUUUCAUUGCUCUGAAGAAAUGAAUAACUGUUAAGACUGAAUGAAUGGAUAACUCUCGGCCGGAUUUUAUUAAGCGAUAAGCGAGAAAAAAUGCUUCAGCGGCUUGCUUUGUACUUCGAAACUUCGGCAAGAAAAAAAAAUCCAAUCUCGGUCCACAGUGGUCGAAAUUUCUCGUUCAAGAUCUCUUUUUGAAGCUCUCAAAAUUCUCCUGUUUGAAAAAUAUGUGUCCAAGUCGAAGAAGUUUUGCGAAAGACUUAAAUCCAUAAACUUCUACCGCAAUAGGUGCGAUAGUUUUCUGCAGUUUUAUUGACACACUUAGAACAAAAGGAUACCUUUAAAACUUCGUGGCCCUGGGCAGCUUAAUUAAGCCAUUGUUCAAUUCCUUUGAAUUCGCUUCUGAGUCUUCCGCCAUAAAAUCUCACCUUCUUUGAACCGAGUCAAAACGAGCACUCUCGAAGUGAAAGUCCGGAGGAAUAAAUUGAGCCUUCAUGGUACAAAAUCCAGCGGUUAUGCCCAUUUCUGAAAUACACACUUAAAUCGGCGUGAAGUUGUAAUGAUAUGAUAAAUAUAUAUAUUUCCUGGGGAAGAGAAGAGAAUGUCGCCGUUUUCCGCUGUCAGAGGCAACAGAAAGGGGUUGAGGAAUCUGCAGAUACGAGAAGACAGACAACCGUCCGAUGAAAAAAGUCAUCCUUUGGACCUUUCUGUUGUCCGUGCUAAGAGUUUCUGUUGCAGUGAUGACAGCUGGAAAAAUCAAUAUUUCGUGAAAUCCAAGUAAUGUUUGUUAAAAUGACCGCUACUGCCAACUUUUUGUCGUGAUCAGAAAAAAAAAACGUGAGAGCUAUUGAGAAUUAUGUUUGUGUUUAGCCGUAACUGUCAUCGUUCUUUUUGCCAGUAAUUUUUCACCGUUCCGUAUGAAGCUGUGACGCAUUAAUGACGUCAUCGGACACUUCUCCUGCACACCUACAUACCUGCAGAACUGAAAAUUAAGCCCUCCGUAAACUGGUUCGUGUUUUAUCCUUGAAAUGAAUUGCAAUAUAAGCCUGUUGUUUACUGCUUUUAACAGCUACUAUCACAAUUAUAAAGAGAUGUGAUUGUAAAAAUCACGUCCGCAAUUUUUUGCCAUGGAUAAAAGUUCUUUGUAAAUGAACUUGUUGAGACAAGCCUUGCAUCACUUAUUGAAAUCUAAUGAAGGUCAUUAAUUCAAAUCUCUCUCGUACUUUUUUUUAAUCAGGAUAGACGAUGAAACCUAUCAGAUGGCUUUUUUCUGAUGACUGAACCGAUCGGACUGUUUCAAUGAAAAAAAUAUUGAAGAGGAAACUGAUGACUACUGAAUUAAGACGCAAUUAAAGAUUUCAAAUAAAAUACUUAACAACUUACAGUAAUUAUUUCUAAUAUCUUCUAUUCACUGUACUUGAAUAUAGCAACGUAAUUCAAACGAACUGGAUGUUACAAUAUAAUGAGGGAAACUUACCAAACGUACUCCCUACUUAGUAAUCACCGGCGUUAAAAGAUCAUUUGAUAUCGUAAUGGAAAGUAUGUAAGUUUUAAUUUCCACAUCCAGGAGCGCAUGACCAAGGGCUCUUUCCACACAUUGUAGUGAG
This is a messenger RNA of Porites lobata, 41408 nucleotides long. Lineage: Eukaryota; Metazoa; Cnidaria; Anthozoa; Scleractinia; Poritidae. The record is from the annotation of a GenBank genome assembly.